AACAAUACCGCACCUACAUUAAGUCAAAUAGGCCUAACGUUACAUACAGAAACAAUUUGAGUGUGCAAAAAAUUAGAUGAAGAGCCUCCCUUAUUAGCAGACGGUGACAUUUACAUUGUGUCCCGCCUACAAGGCGUGGAAUUGCGUCUCGUUUCCAAAAGUAUUUCACUGGAGAGAGAGAGGGAGCGAGAGAUUUAUUGAGAGAACAUCAUCAAUGGCCCAGUUACAGGGUGAGUAAAUCUGAGCAUCGACAUACGGUAGCAGCGAAGAAGGCUACAGUAAAAUCAUACUGCAGUUUCAAAGUAGAGCCAGAAAGCAUCAGGACCAUCAUCUAAACAGCCGCCCGGAGACAGGCUCCAUCAUGACUGCAAUGGAGGAGCAGGCAGAGACUGGCUGCACGACUGAAUAACACUGGCCGCCUUUUGAGGAAUAACCCUGGUACUGACUGUAAUCCGAGUGAGGGAGCUGACUCACUGGUUUAUACAGCAGAACUGAGACAGGGAUUGAGCCCCUCAACACUUCUCCAUUAGGGUGCUGCAAGAAGACAGCCAUGCCGCCCCCAGCCGACAUUGUGAAGGUUGCUAUUGAAUGGCCUGGUGCUAAUGCUCAGCUUAUAGAGAUGGACCAGAAAAGACCUUUGUCCUCAAUUAUACGGGAAGUAUGUGAUGGCUGGUCUUUAUCAGGAUCCGAGCAGUUUGCUCUGCGUUAUGCUGAUGGCCCUCAACUUUAUAUUACUGAGCAGAGCCGUGGUGAAAUCAAGAACGGGACCAUCCUUCGAUUAGCCAUUUCCCCUGCUCGUGCUGCUCGUCAGCUUUUGGAAAGAAUCCAGUCCCACGGCAUCGACGCUCGCCUGGAGGCUCUGAAAGAGCUCGCCAAGCUGUCUGCAGACCCGACCUUUGCAGCGGAGUUCAUCAAUAUGGAGGGCAUUGGGACGCUCGCACGUCUUGUUGAGAGUGGCACCCACUUUGGUGAAAUGCUGGCCUUCACUCUCACUGCUUUCCUCGAGCUAAUGGAUCAUGGCAUUGUUUCCUGGGACCUUAUCUCUCUCUCCUUUAUCAAACAGAUUGCAGGCUAUGUCAACCAGCCGAUGGUGGACGUGUCCAUCCUGCAGCGUUCUUUAGCUAUCCUCGAGAGUAUGGUCCUCAACAGUCACAGCCUCUACCAUCGAGUGGCACAGGAGAUCACCGUGGGACAGCUCAUCGGGCACCUGCAAGUGUCAAACCAAGAGAUCCAAACCUACGCCAUCGCUCUCAUCAACGCUCUUUUCCUGAAGGCACCAGAGGACAGACGACAGGAGGAGUAUACUAACCCACUGGAGCAGCACCUUACUGAAAUGGCAAGCACUUUGGCUCAGAAACACCUGCGUUCCAUCAUCCUAAACCAUGUUAUCAGAGGAAAUCGACCAAUCAAAGCAGAAAUGGCACAUCAGCUGUAUGUGCUACAGGUGUUGACCUUCAACCUUUUGGAAGAACGAAUGAUGACCAAAAUGGAUCCCAACGACCAGGCUCAGAGAGACAUCAUUUUUGAGCUGCGAAAGAUAGCUUUUGAUGGAGAAAACGACCCCACCGGAACAGAAAAGAGAAAGGCCAUGUACUCCAAGGACUAUAAAAUGCUGGGGUUCACUAACCAUGUGAAUCCGGCCAUGGACUUCACCCAGACUCCUCCGGGAAUGCUGGCUUUGGACAACAUGCUGUACCUUGCCAAGGUUCACCAGGACACAUACAUCAGGAUUGUCCUGGAGAACAGCAGCCGUGAGGACAAGCACGAAUGUCCCUUUGGACGCUGUGCCAUCGAACUCACUCGAAUGUUGUGCGAGAUCCUCCAGGUUGGAGAAUUGCCUAAUGAGGGCUGCAACGACUACCAUCCUAUGUUCUUCACUCAUGACCGGGCAUGGGAGGAGUUCUUCUGCGUCUGCAUCCAACUACUUAAUAAAACGUGGAAGGAGAUGAGGGCCACAGCUGAGGACUUUAAUAAGGUGAUGCAGGUGGUCCGUGAGCAGAUCACCAGGGCUCUGGCGAUGAAGCCGUCAUCUUUAGACCAGCUGAAGAAUAAACUGCGAGGCCUCAACUAUUCAGAGAUUCUGCGUCUUCGCCAGUCAGAGAGAAUGAGCCAAGACGACUUCCAGUCUCCUCCCAUCAUUGAGUUGCGGGAGAGAAUUCAGCCCGAGAUCCUGGAGCUCAUCAAGCAACAGCGACUCAACCGGCUAUGUGAGGGGAGCUGUUUCCGCAAGCUGGGGAACCGCCGAAGGCAAGAGAAGUUUUGGUUCUGCAGACUCUCACUGAAUCACAAAGUGCUGCACUAUGGAGACCUCGAUGAGUCACCUCAGGGGGAAGUGCCUUUUGAGCUACUUAGUGACAAGAUCCCCGUGUCUGACAUCAAGUCUGUGGUGACCGGGAAAGAUUGCCCUCAUAUGAAAGAAAAAAGUGCUCUGAAACAAAACAAGGAGGUGCUGGAGUUAGCCUUCUCUGUCCUCUAUGAUCCCGAUGAGACACUCAAUUUUGUUGCACCCAACAAGUAUGAGUACUGCAUCUGGACUGAUGGGAUGUGUGCGCUGCUGGGAAGAGAGAUGGGCAGUGACCUGACGCGCAGUGACCUAGAUACACUCAUCAGCAUGGAGAUGAAGCUCCGCCUCCUUGACCUUGAAAACAUCACUAUCCCAGAAGCCCCGCCCCCCGUGCCAAAGGAGCCUAGCUCAUAUAACUUUACCUACAACUACAGCUGAGAUGUGUGUGUGUGUGUGUGUGUGUGUGUGUGUGAUUGUGUUUGUUUGUCAAGGAUGAGUAUACUCAAUCUUUUGAUAAAUUUAAGUUAAUAAGGAUACUUUGAAUACUUUUUUUUUUUAUAUUUCAAAACCCUGGAGACUUCUCUUUCCUUCAUUUGUGAUGCUGUAUGGUUAGUCAAACAGCAUACAUGUGUGAGGUCAGAGUCCACUACAGAGCAGUACCGGAGAUGGUAUAAUAGGAAUUGUGUGACUGAAUCUCAUUUAUCAAUGCAGUUUCUAGGCAACACCUUUCAAUUUUUGCUAUUUAAAGGUAUAAACGCCUGUAAAGUGAAGGAAUACUGUGCCUGAUGGGGAAUAUGGAUGAACGAAUAUAUUUUAGCCAAAUUAACUGGGCAGUCAAACUUUGAGUUUGGUCUUCAUGGCAACAGAAGAUGAAGUAGCUACUAUUUUUAGUUUUAAUAGUGCGUUCACUUUGUCCAGUCUGUCCCUCUACAUGACAAACAGUCAAACAUCACGUAGGGUAGAGUGUACACUCACACACUCCUGAAAUGAGAUUCAGCCAGCAGGAGGGAUACACACACAGGGGAUCAAACAAGUUUCUGGUGAAAGGACGUUUAUUUGAAUAGAGUCUGGUGGGUUUGGCGAUAGCGAGUUUGGUGAU
Etheostoma cragini (Arkansas darter) is the source of this 3383-nucleotide messenger RNA. RefSeq names its product engulfment and cell motility 2 (gene elmo2). The coding region runs from base 551 to 2722 and encodes 723 amino acids. The transcript is spliced from 23 exons. Gene Ontology annotation, biological process: cell motility; actin filament organization. The record is from RefSeq and is a predicted model, not a curated record. Lineage: Eukaryota; Metazoa; Chordata; Actinopteri; Perciformes; Percidae.